Molecule: messenger RNA, 1050 nt
Organism: Aspergillus steynii IBT 23096
Lineage: Eukaryota; Fungi; Ascomycota; Eurotiomycetes; Eurotiales; Aspergillaceae
Product: SANT/Myb-like DNA-binding domain-containing protein
Exons: 2
Coding region: 1-1050 (349 amino acids)
Source: RefSeq, a predicted model, not a curated record
AUGUCCGCGACGCUGGCGGAUCCGUAUAGAGACUAUGCCAUUGACUACGCUCAACAUGCCCACUGCAAACCGGAGGAGCAGGAAAGCCCCCUCGUCUACCAGACGCACCCGCCACAUCUUCAACAUCCCAAGCAGGCAGAGUCUCCCUUCCAGCAGAGGAGCUCGCACAACUCGGCAUUUGAGCAACAUCAUGCAAAUGCGACCGUCCUUCCCGCCGUCAGUCACCAGCCCUCCGUGCAUGAUAUCCCGCAGAACGUCGUCCUCACGCCGACGCAAAUGCUGCCUCCGCGGCAGUUGCCCGUCCACUACACGACCCCUUCGUCUAAUUUUGAACUGUCUUCCGUCCAGCAACAGCAGCACCAGCAGCAUCAACACCAGCGAGGCAAAAAGCGACUUCAUUCCGAAACGGAGGAUGGCAGUGGCGGUAGCGGAGGGGACGGAGAAGCCGAGCAUCAUGCGAUCAGACCACAGAUGUCCGUUCUCGCCCCCGAUUCCACCCCGGUCGACAAUCCACAUUCGCCGGAGAUGCUGUUUUCCGUACACGGCGCCGAAUCCGCCCACCAUCAUCACCAACGCCAGAUGGCCGCAGCUGCGGCGGCGGCGGCGGUUAGCGGACACGACUUCGUCGGACCCCCGGACUCGGUGGCCUUGCCACAACAACACCAUCACCACCGACUGCCGCCGCAUGCCUCGCUGCGCGACCCGCAGCGUCACGGAAUGAACGUGGAGUCGUCGCCAAUGCCGACGGGGCCGCCCAGCGUGGUGGGACAACCCGGCAUGCCCGACCCGGCUCCGCGGCCGCGCGGGCCGAAGUUGAAAUUCACACCCGAGGAAGAUGCCCUGCUGGUGGAGCUGAAGGAGAACAAGAACCUGACGUGGAAGCAAAUCGCGGAUUUCUUUCCCGGUCGAACGAGCGGCACGUUGCAGGUUCAACGACUCCAUCGGGCCAUGCACGAAUAUGAGAACGACCGAUGGCGCAUCAUCGCGGGAAAAGUGGGCAACGGGUUCACGCCGGCAGCGUGUCGAGAAAAGGCGACUCAAAUCGACUAA